UUCUCAUUCAAAAAAUAUACAAAUAAAACGAGAGAGAAAAGGAAAGGAAGAGAGUGUGUGUGUUGGGGAAAAUGGCAGCAAGGCAAAUGGAAGACAUACAGAGAAAGCUGGCGAUGCUGAAUUACCCAAGAGCCAAUGCUCCUGCUCAGUCUCUCCUCUUUGCCGGCAUGGAACGCUACGCUCUUCUCGAGUGGCUCUUCUUCCGGCUAUUGGGUGAUAAAUCACCUUUCUCUCAACAAAGUACACAAGGGGACGCCAUGGAUCGUGAUGAAGAGACUUCUCGCAUCCAAUAUUUGGCAGAGAUCGCAAAGUUUCUAGGCAUUACGACUACCAUAGAUACAGAAGCCAUCCAAGGACGAGGAAGCUAUGAGGACCGCACUGAAAUGCUUCGUCUUAUUGUAGAUCUUGUGGAGGCAAGCAUCUAUGCUGAUAAUCCAGAAUGGAGCAUUGAUGAGCAGAUAGCAAAGGAUAUACAACUUAUAGAUUCUAUUGCAGAAAAACAAGCUCAAAUAUUCUCUGAAGAGUGCAAGUUGUUCCCUGCAGAUGUUCAAAUUCAAUCAAUAUAUCCACUGCCAGAUGUUUCUGAGCUGGAGACUAAGCUUUCAGAACAAUCUAAGAUACUGUUGAAUCUUCAACAGAAGGUUGAUGAUUUGGCAUCAAAGCAUGCUUACAACCCAGAUGAGGAAUAUGCAGGGGUGGAAUCCCAAUUGCGGGCACAUUUGGAAUCUUUUCUAGAAACUGCAAGAUCAUUCAAUAUGAUUUACACCAAGGAAAUUCGGCCCUGGACACACAUGAUGGAGGUACCACAGCUCCAUGGGUUUGGCCCUGCUGCAAAUCGCUUAUUGGAGGCAUACAAGAUGCUUUUGAAGUUCCUAGGGAACUUGAGGAAUCUUAGAGACUCCCAUGCAGCUCUCGCUGUUGGAUCAUCUGAAACAAUUGCUGGUGAGCCCUCUUCUGUAACGAGAAUAAUCUCUGAGUGCGAGUCUGCAUUAACAUUCUUAAAUCAGGACCUUGGAAUUCUCUCGGCUUCCAUUGCUCGUGAGGAAGGUGAAGACGUGAAUUUAGGAUGAAAUUAUUACUCAUGUAGUGUUGAUUAGAUGCAGUGUCUUCCAAUUCUUUGGAGACAUUUUGAAAAAUGUAUUAGUUUUUCUAGUAUGAAUGACUUGAAUGUAUGGAGAGUUGAUGUUGGCUGUGUUAUAGUAAUUCAUUUUAGAUCUAAGGCAUGUUGAUGUAGUAUUUGAUAGGUGUGUCACCAUCACCUAUUGUCAUACAUAUAUAUAAUGGGAGGAUUUAUUUAUUUUUGAUUGCUAAGUAAUGAAAGGAUGAGUACAUUAGAUUUUUGUGUUA
Messenger RNA from Quercus lobata, 1347 nucleotides. RefSeq names its product nuclear matrix protein (gene AUG7). The coding region runs from base 72 to 1070 and encodes 332 amino acids. Gene Ontology annotation, molecular function: microtubule minus-end binding. The transcript is spliced from 9 exons. Gene Ontology annotation, biological process: spindle assembly; microtubule organizing center organization. Gene Ontology annotation, cellular component: HAUS complex. Lineage: Eukaryota; Viridiplantae; Streptophyta; Magnoliopsida; Fagales; Fagaceae. The record is from RefSeq and is a predicted model, not a curated record.